AUGGCGCUGUCCAGGGCCGCGGCCCGGGGGGGGCUCUGGCGCCUCGGCCCCUCCGCCCUGAGCCCCCCCCGCGAGCGGAUGCAGCCGCAACUCGCUCUGGGCGUGCCCAGGUCCCAGGUGCGUUCCCGGUCCUCCCGCGCCGCCUCCCGCGCCCUCGUGGCCGCCGUGGUCGCCGCAGCCCAGAGGGUGAAUGCCAGCUUCGAGCAGUACUUGCAAAGGAGCUUCCCCCGCUUCUACCUCCUGCACAGCACCUUCAAAACAGGGAUCCAAGCGCUCUUCCUGGAGGUGAAGGAGAUCGGGAAAAUCAAAUCCAGGAUGCGGCGGCAGCGGCUGAGCGCGCGGCAGCUCCCGUACCGCGACAUGGAGCGGCUGCGCCAGGCAGUUCCGCAGGGACGUGCUCAAGGCCAUUCCCAUCGGGAUCAUCGCCAUCCCGCCCUUCGCCAAUUUCCUGGUCAUUGUCUUGAUGUAUUUCUUCCCACGGCAGCUCCUGAUCCGCCACUUCUGGACUCCCAAGCAGCAGCUGGAGUUCCUGGACGCCUACGACCGCGCGCGCCGGCUCUCGUACCCCGACGUGCUGCGCGGCCUGGCGCUGGCGGCGCGGGCCCUGCCCCAGCCCCAGCCCCGGGAGCUCCUGCAGCAGCUCUGCGCUCAGGUGCAGGGAGGCGCCCGGCCGGGCCUGGAGCAGCUCCUGGCCGUGAGGAGUUCCUUCUCCGGCUCCGUGCUGGCGUUGAACGCGCUCCGGGCGGAGCACGCGAGAGCCCUGAGCCGCGUGCUCUUCCUCACCCCGCACUUCCCGGCCUUCCUCCUGCGGCGCCGCCUGCGCAGCCACGUCCUGGAGAUCCGGCACCUGGACCGCGCCCUGCUGCACCUGGGCCCGGGCCAGCUCUCCGAGGAGGAGCUGCGAGCGGCCUGUUACCUGCGUGGGCUGAACCCCACUCGGCUGGGCCGGGCCGAGUGCCGAGCGUGGCUGGAGCAGUGGCUCCGGCUCUCCUGCGAGCUCCGAGCCUCUGAAGCCUCGCUGCUGGCCCACAGCAUGGUCCUGCUGUCCCUCAACUACAGGCAAGCCCCAGAGUGACAGCCCCGUGUCCCCUGAUGGAUCCCACAGUGACACCCCUGUGUCCCCUGAUGGAUCCCAUGGUGACAUCCCUGUGUCCCCUGUGUCCCAUGGAUCCCUGAUGGAUCCCACAGUGACACCCCUGUGUCCCCUGAUGGAUCCCACAGUGACAUCCCUGUGUCCCCUGAUGGAUCACAGUGACAGCCCUGUGUCCCCUGAUGGAUCACAGUGACAUCCCUGUGUCCCCUGAUGGAUCCCACAGUGACAUCCCCGUGUCCCCUGAUGGAUCCCAGUGACACCCCUGUGUCCCCUGGAGCCCUGAUGGAUCCCACAGUGACAUCCCCGUGUCCCCUGAUGGAUCCCAGUGACAUCCCUGUGUCCCCUGAUGGAUCACAGUGACAUCCCUGUGUCCCCUGAUGGAUCCCAGUGACAUCCCCGUGUCCCCUGUGUCCCCUGGAUCCCUGAUGGAUCCCACAGUGACAUCCCCGUGUCCCCGUGUCCCCUGAUGGAUCCCACAGUGACAUCCCUGUGUCCCCUGUGUCCCCUGAUGGAUCCCACAGUGACAUCCCUGUGUCCCCUGUGUCCCUGUGUCCCCUGAUGGAUCCCACAGUGACAUCCCCGUGUCCCCUGAUGGAUCCCACAGUGACAUCCCCGUGUCCCCUGAUGGAUCACAGUGACAUCCCUGUGUCCCCUGUGUCCCCUGUGUCCCCUGAUGGAUCCCACAGUGACAUCCCCGUGUCCCCUGAUGGAUCCCACAGUGACAUCCCUGUGUCCCCUGAUGGAUCCCACAGUGACAUCCCCAUGUCCCCUGGAUCCCCGAUGGAUCCCACAGUGACAUCCCCGUGUCCCUCACCUCAGCCUUUUGUCCCCACCCGGUGAUUCCCGGCCCGGCUCUCCCGGAAUCCCGGCGUUUUCGCCGAGCUCUCCCCUCCCUUUGGAGCCCUGAGGAGAGGUUUGGCUUCCUCAUUCCAGCAAUUAACCGUGCCUCGUUAAUUACGGCGGAGAGCCAGCGGCUCCCCGACCCGGGGACGUUCCCACCACGGCUUUGGUGGCCGUGAAUCCUCGCUGGAGAAUUUUCCUCCGGUUCUUUUCUCUGCUCGACGCUCUUUAAAGGUCACAGCAGCCUCCAAUUCCCAUCCCGGACAUUUGUGGGGUGCUGGGGUUCGGCAGGAGCAGGGGAUUGGGGGGGGUCCCAGGACUGCACCCCCAAAAAUUCAACCUCGUCCAAGCCCCUUGGACCUUUCCUCCAAGCUGCGAGGAUUUGGGGAAUUAAACCCGCCCCUGCAGGAGGAAUUCCCGCCGGCAAAAAGCGGAUUUUCCCCGCGCUCGGUGGUUUAUUAAAGCCCGAAGGAA
Molecule: messenger RNA, 2407 nt
Organism: Hirundo rustica (Barn swallow)
Lineage: Eukaryota; Metazoa; Chordata; Aves; Passeriformes; Hirundinidae
Product: LETM1 domain-containing protein 1-like
Exons: 9
Coding region: 1-1011 (336 amino acids)
Biological process (GO): intracellular monoatomic cation homeostasis
Cellular component (GO): mitochondrial inner membrane
Molecular function (GO): ribosome binding
Source: RefSeq, a predicted model, not a curated record